Molecule: messenger RNA, 1777 nt
Organism: Platichthys flesus (European flounder)
Lineage: Eukaryota; Metazoa; Chordata; Actinopteri; Pleuronectiformes; Pleuronectidae
Gene: alkbh6
Product: alkB homolog 6
Exons: 2
Coding region: 105-809 (234 amino acids)
Source: RefSeq, a predicted model, not a curated record
UUUUAGUCCGGUGCACAAGAGAAGCAUGGCGUCGACCGGAUGAAUCGGCCUAGAAACUGAACGAUAUUACUUUCUUCAGUGUUUACUCUCAUCUCUAAGGAGACAUGGAACACCCAGCGUGUUUUGGUGAGGGCAUGAAGCAGUUUGUCGUACUCGACGCUCUGCCCACAGUGCACUACAUCCCCGAUUUCAUAUCAGAGGAAGAAGAGGCCUCGCUUCUACAGCAAGUCUACAGGUCUCCAAAGCCGAAGUGGACUCAGCUGUCGGGCCGCAGGCUGCAGAACUGGGGCGGGUUACCGCAUCCCAAGGGAAUGCUGCCGGAGAAGAUUCCUGACUGGCUCCAGACUUACUGUGAGAAAAUCUCCUCUCUCGGUGCGUUCAGCGGGAAAACGGCCAAUCAUGUGUUGGUGAACGAGUACAAAGAAGGAGAAGGGAUCAUGCCUCAUGAAGACGGCCCUCUGUACCACCCCACCGUCACCACCAUCAGCCUGGGCUCCCACACCCUGCUGGACUUCUACCGGCCCGUCAGCAGCCUGGAGGGCGAGGCGCCGCAGACCGAGGAGAACCGGUACCUGUUCUCCCUGCUGGUGAAGCCGCGCAGUCUCCUGAUCCUGCAGGACGACAUGUACCAGCGUCUGCUGCACGGCAUCCGGGCGGUCAGCCAGGAUACGCUGACGGACAAGGUGGUGAACCUGUCGGCGGCCGGUGGCCUGGCAGGGGAGACGCUGACACGAGGCACCAGGGUGUCACUCACUGUGAGACAUGUGCCCAAAGUCAUAAAGACAAAGCUUCUACUGGGAAGGAAAUGAUGAAAGACUGUGUGUGGACCUGAGAGGUUGUUAGAGUUGAAACAUCACAUCAACGGACAUAUAAUCCCGGCUGCUCUCGGAAGUUAAUAGAUAUAGUAUUAUUUUACUGGUUGUAAUUGGUGUAUGUUCUUGGAAAAAUGUUCAACCAGUCUCUUAUAUUAUGAGCUGAUGUUGGCUUUGCUCAGAUGCGGUGUUUGCAGUGCAGAAAGGACAAAGAUAUGAUUGAGGUCCAUUUAGAAACAGUGUCAUAUGUAGUUUUCCCACCAGAUGGCGCUGACAAGUUUAUUUUUACCCACUGAAACGUGUCUGGUCAGUUCAUAUCAUCAUCACAGCUCUUUGGUGUAGAGAACAUUGUUGUGUAAUGUCUUCACUGAGUCAGGACAGACAGAUUUGUUCAGUUUGAGAAAAUAAGAAACACAAUUUGCACUCUGGGAAAUGUAGGUUCCAGCUUUUGUUAAACUUAUGUUUAUCAGUCUUGCUUUAAAUCUGGCUCAUUCAUUGUCUGCUCUCUCCACCAACUCAACUGCUAUGUUGAGUUCAGAUUUAUCAAGAAAUCUAUUUUUUUUGCAGAUCUAUAUUUGCCUUGAACUGUCGAUACCAGUUGGGUUUUAAUAUAAAGAUCUACUUUGUACAGUAAAUGUUCGUGUCUCUUUUGUGUGUUUUUAAUGUUCAUGCAUCAAAUGCUACCCGGCUGUUUCAUGUGACACAGAAAAGUGCUGCAGACGACAAGAACAUGUAUGAGACACCACUGGUACAUUAUGUCAUUUAUUAAACAGUUUCUUUAAGAUCACUUUUAUCUUUGAAGUUCCAACUGGUGUUUUUCAUGCUUUGAGUGAUUUUGACCACAAAGUCACCAGGUCUUUUAUCUACUUGUAUCAUGUAGUUGUGCCUUGGUUUGUGUGGAAUACAACAGAAAGUCUUUGUCACCAUGUCCUCUCCCUGCAAACGCACUAAUUUUGUUUCACUUU